Molecule: messenger RNA, 5031 nt
Organism: Leucoraja erinaceus (little skate)
Lineage: Eukaryota; Metazoa; Chordata; Chondrichthyes; Rajiformes; Rajidae
Gene: frmd6
Product: FERM domain containing 6
Exons: 15
Coding region: 504-2345 (613 amino acids)
Biological process (GO): positive regulation of hippo signaling
Cellular component (GO): cytoplasmic side of apical plasma membrane; cytoskeleton
Source: RefSeq, a predicted model, not a curated record
AUCGAGGAUAAAGCCAGCUUCUGCCCAGAGCUGACACGCACACACACAAACAAACAUACACACACAGUCGCAGCCAGCCUAUGUGUGUGUGUAUGGGGACUGAGCAGAGCAGCACAUGCAGUCCGCUGCCGGCAGCAGCGCAGAUGUGGCACUGAAGUUUGUCUUCUGCAACUCUUCCCACUUUACCGAGUCUUGGGCGGACAUUACACUUGGACUGCUGAGCAUUUGGGAGCACUUUCAGCGGUCUCCACUCAGCCUUCAUUGCUCCAGAGAAAAGAAUCCAAGUCUAUCCAACCUCUCCUUUAUAGCCAUUAACUUCUAAUCCAGGCAGCAUUCAGCUGCCGUGAGUGUUAUGACACGUCCAGAGCUGCCCUUCCCCCCGUGAGCGUAUGAUGAUGAGGAUUUGUUUACCACCAUCCUUGGACGUUGUUUACUGGUGUGACUUGUAAUGGGAAGGAACCCCCGGGCAACUGGGCAAACCAUCUGAGGGCCUGCUUGGCGUGAUGAGCAAGUUCAACUUCCAGAACAACAAAGUAAUGCAAGACCGACGGAGCGUUUGUGUCUUCCUUCCCAACGACGAGGCUCUUAACAUUAUUGUCAAUGUUAGAGCCUUGUGCCAAGAAUUAUUCAUUCAAGUCUGUGACCUUCUAAGGCUUAAGGACUGUCAUCUUUUUGGCCUCAGUGUCAUACAAAACAAUGAACAUGUCUACAUGGAGCUGAUGCAGAAACUUUAUAAAUAUUGCCCAAAGGAAUGGAAAAAGGAAGUGAGCAAGGGCAUUGACCAGUUUGGACCACCAAUGAUCAUUCACUUCAGGGUUCAGUACUACGUGGAGAAUGGCAGAUUGAUUGGCGACAAAACAGCGAGAUACUAUUAUUACUGGCAUCUCCGGAAACAGGUCCUCCAGUCCCAGUGCAUGCUUCGUGAAGAGGCAUACUUUCUCCUUGCUGCCUAUGCCUUGCAAGCGGACCUAGGAAACUACAAACGCCACAAGCAUUAUGGGAAAUACUUUGAGCCUGAAGCUUACUUCCCCCCUUGGGUGGUUACUAAGCGGGGCAAGGAGUACAUUUUGAAACACAUUCCAAAUAUGCACAAGGACCAGUAUGCACUUACAGCCACAGAAGCACAUCUCAAAUACGUCAAAGAGGCUGUCCAGUUGGAGGAUGUAGCUGUUCAUUAUUACAGACUGUAUAAGGAUAAGAGAGAGAUUGAUGCCUCACUGAUGCUGGGUUUAACCCUUCAAGGACUUCAGAUAUUUCAGGUUGUGGGCGAGUCGAAACAGUUGUUGUAUGAUUUUCCUUGGACUAACGUUGGCAAGCUUGUGUUUGUGGGGAAGAAGUUUGAGAUCUUGCCGGACGGCUUGCCUUCAGCCAGAAAACUCAUUUACUACACGGGAUGCCCCACGCGCUCCAGGCACCUGCUUCAGCUCCUCAGUAACAGCCAUCGCCUCUACAUGAACCUGCAACCUGUCCUACGACAGGUCAGGAAACUGGAAGAGAAUGAAGAAAAGAAGCAGUACAGGGAAUCAUACAUCAGUGACACCAUGGAGAUGGACAUUGAGCAUCUGGACAAGCGAUCACGAGCCAGUGGCAGCAGCGCGGGCAGCAUGAAGCACAAACGACUCUCCAGGCACUCCACAGCCAGCCACGGCAGCUCCCACACCUCUGGCAUUGAGGCGGACGCCAAGCACCGGGACCUGGGGCCGGAGGACAGCUUCAGCGCCCACAUCCUGCACCGGAAGCUCAAGUCCUGCAGCUCAACGACAAGCCACGGCAGCUCCCAUACCUCGGGCGUGGAGAGCGGAGGGAAGGACCGGAUGGAGGACGACUCGCAGGAUGACGAAAUAGAAAUGCUGGUUGAUGAUCCCAAGGACCUGGUGCAGAUGAACGAGCUGACUCCUGACGUUAGUGCGGACAUGUGUAUUCACAUCACCGAGGAGAUGCUGAUGUCACAGCAGCUGAACGGACAUUCUGGAUUAAUUGUACGUGAGCUGAGUUCCUCAACGUCUAGUUCUUCAGAAACAGUGGUGCGACUUUAUGGUCAAAGCAUAGAUUCGUUACCACAGCCUGUGUGCAGAAAACCAAAGACCUCCUCAGACCGGCACAGCCAGAGCUUGGAUGAUAUCCGUCUUUACCAGAAGGACUUUCUGGAGAUAGCCACCCUUGGCCAGGACACUGCCCAGAGCUACACAUUCGGCUGUCACCUGAGUGAGGAAGGGGAUUGUUGUAAUCGCUGCUUGGCCGAGCAAUACAGUUCAACAAAGGAGACAUUCAUCGUCAAACGAACGAGCAAAUAUUCCUCUCUGGACCUCACGGCUGAUGAUUCUGUUCCUGAAUUUGUAGUUUGAGCAUUAAGCUUUAGUCAAUGCAUUGUGUAAUGAACUGUAAGCCCGGCUGCCUACUGCAUUCACAAUGACCUUCCAAAGCCAUGACUGACACUUAUGUCGAGCUGACAAUCUUUUUAAUACAGCUUUCCAAUAAACAGCCAGUUUAUAUUCUGCAGUUCUUCCAUGUUUCUGGAGAAAAGCAGCUGACAAAGCAAUGGACGCCAAGAAGCCAAAGAAAAAUGGGAUCUGAGAUGUAUGUUUAUGCAAGUCCAAUGAAGAAUGUUCAGCUAAAGCAGGCCCGUGAGAACUCUGUGGAGGAUCAAAUCCAUCUUGUUCAGUAUUACACAAACAGAUCUUUCUACAGAACAUCUUUCAGCCAAGCGGAAGGGUCCCAAAUGUUAUAAUUUAGUGGAACUUUAGUUUUCUGAACACUUGUGUGUUAGAGGCUCCAUUUUCUGUUGUUGAUCAACUCCUUCCACUAAAAUGUCAACAAGACCUUGGUGCUGUGAACCUUAGUCUUGUGCUCCUGUACCUUUCCUUCCUGGUCAGUUGUAUGUGUAUGCAAUGACAAUCAGAAGAGCUUCUCUAUUCAAGUACCCCCAUGACCGUUGAUAAUAUAAGACAUAAAAUAGAAAAUUACGGUCACUAUGGGACGUCAUGUGACUUGUUGAUCUGAACACAUGUACAUUUGGGAGCAGAGGCUGGGUUGAAAUUUGCUCCAAUUAGUUGGUCGAUUCCAGAUACUAUAAAGAUGCAUGUUAGAUGUAUUGAUAGUGUCUGGAGUUGAGAAGCAGGGUGAAUUCACAAGUGAAGCUGGUGCAUUGCCAGAUAGCCUCACUAAGUUUCAGUGUACCAAGGAGCCGAUUCACACAUCGAGGAGUUUUGAAUACAAAAUGUGUGGUAUUGAGAUAUUAUUUUUGUUUGUAUUUGUCAUGCAGUGCCCAUCAGGAGAGAGGUUUGUCCUUGUUCACCUGCGCUGAAUGUUUAAUGUUGUACUUUUUGUGAUUUGUUUCCAUUGAGUUCGCCCACUUCUGUUUUGUCCACAUAAGGAGGGAUGAAUAUCUACCCCCAUCCCUAAUGUUAUGUUUCUCAAGGCUAGACGCAAGGAACUGCAGUUGCUGGUUUUCAAUAAAAAAAAGUGCUAGAAUAAGUCAGUGGGUCACGUAGCAUCUCUGGAGUAUAAGGACAGGCAGCAUUUCAGAUCGGCACAUACUGUUGUGUCUGAUCUGAUGGAGAUUAGUUUAUUAACCAUCGUUCUGUUCACUAGAGCAUGGUUUCAAUGGUUUCGACAGUAAAUACGAUGCAAAAUAGUACGUCGGGCAAAUGCUCAUUUCAAAUAUCAGUGUUGAGAAUGCCAAGACAAAAAUGUCUCGCGUAAGUGAAGGGACGGAUUGCGAUGGAACAGUCUCUGAGGCUCUUAGUGUCCGUCAAGCUUUGCUCCUACUACAGGUGUGAUCGUUGACGAGGGGAUUAUUGGAAUAGGAAAUCUUUUCACUUUUAUUAAGACGGAGUGGUGUUUACAAAGAGGCAGAAAUAAGAACAAGUUUGCUUUGUGAGGCAAGGGAGCUUGGUACCAAAUAGCUGACUUUUCAAUCUGACCGACUUUUGCCAAUACAUUAAUGGUUACCAUAUUUUAACAUUUAGCUGUGUUUUUUGCGACUGGAAUAGUUUCUUAAAAUAUUUUUUGAUAUAAAACUUGUUUUUAUCUGUAUUUUUUAUAUAAUGGAUAUUUUUACAAGAAAUUAUAUUAAUCGAAUAGCUGUUAAGUGCAGUGCAAUUUUGAGCAGUAUUAUGACAAUCGUUCACAGGCGUGGAAGCAGUAUUAUAAACUGUGGAGUUGACAGUUCGAGACGUGUUAAAUACGGAAUUUCUGGACUACUCUUUCCCCUUCUCAUACGUGUGCUGAGGAUUUCGGCAGAGAUUGAGAAUCAUGAUGUUACUUCAAAGGAAAAAAGUUGUUGACUUAUUUUUGAAGUGUAAUUGAACAAAAGUGACCACAAUCAAUCAAUUUGUAAUCGAUAAUGUGUAGCAAGCGGACCGUUGAUCGAGGCAUGUUGUACUCUAUGACCAAAAGGACAAACUUGAGGAGAUUAUCAGUCUUGUGGACUUUCAUUUACCCUCUGUAGUAUUAGAAAUAUCCUAAUAUUGUCAUUUGAAUGAAUAAUCGAGUAAUUCUAAGUCGUAUUCACAAAAUGUUAUUAUUGGGAAUUGAUUUUUUUAAAUGUAUCCUGUGUCUGCAAGAACAAAUCAGAAACUGGGCAUUCUGCGAUGAUUGACGUGUUGGGAAUAUAAUCCACUGGGUGGAUGAGUGGUGUUCCAACAACAGUCAAGAUGUUUGAUGUGAUUCAGAACUAAGAAGCCCACUUGAAUAGUGAACCACUCACCAAGUUGACCAUUCACUUCCAUCACAAUCUACAAGAAGCACUGCUUUUCAUCAAGGUUUCUCCAACCACAUCUUCUAUCACCACUAAACUCAAGCUUCCCUUCCAUGGAACUCGUCUCUUCUGCUGGAGAACACCUUCACGAUUCUUCACUUUCAUGGGAAUGUAGUCCUAGAACUUCCCUUCCUGUGGAACUAUCUACAAGACACUAAAUGCAAUGGCUCAAGAAGUCAGCUCGCCAGAUUCUCAAGGGCAUUUAUGGAAUUGGCAAUAAAGUGUCUGUUCUGUUGAUAAUUAAAAUAAAACAUUUUCUAUGGUUCACAUCA